Molecule: messenger RNA, 2010 nt
Organism: Saimiri boliviensis boliviensis (Bolivian squirrel monkey)
Lineage: Eukaryota; Metazoa; Chordata; Mammalia; Primates; Cebidae
Gene: F12
Product: coagulation factor XII
Biological process (GO): zymogen activation; blood coagulation
Cellular component (GO): rough endoplasmic reticulum; extracellular region
Molecular function (GO): calcium ion binding; serine-type endopeptidase activity
Source: RefSeq, a predicted model, not a curated record
UCCUGGGCAGGCAGUUGGACCAACAGACAGACGCCAUGAGGGCUCUGCUGCUCCUAGGGUUCCUGCUGGUGAGCCUGGAGUCAACACUUUCGAUUCCACCUUGGAAAGGCCCCAAGGAGCAUAAGAACAAAGACACAGAGCACACAGUGGUUCUCACUGUCACCGGGGAGCCCUGCCACUUCCCCUUCCAGUACCACCGGCAGCUGUACCACAAAUGCAUCCACAAGGGCCGGCCAGGCCCUCGGCCCUGGUGUGCUACCACCCCCAACUUCGAUCAGGACCAGCUAUGGGAAUACUGUCUGGAGCCCAAGAAAGUGAAAGACCACUGCAGCAAACACAGCCCCUGCCAGAAACAAGGGACCUGUGUGAACUCACCGAAGGGUCCCCACUGCCUCUGUCCACAACACCUCACUGGAAACCACUGCCAGAGAGAGAAGUGCUUUGAGCCUCAGCUUCUCCGGUUUUUCGACCAGAAUGAAAUAUGGUAUAGAUCUGAGCAAGCAGGUGUGGCCAGAUGCCGGUGCAAGGGUCCUGAUGCCCACUGCCAGCUGCUGGCCAGCCAGGCCUGCCGCGACAACCCGUGCCUCCAUGGGGGUCGCUGCCUAGAGGCGGAGGGCCGCAGUCUGUGCCACUGCCUGGUGGGCUACACCGGACCCUUCUGCGACGUGGAUACCCAGGCGAGCUGCUAUGAUGGCCGCGGGCUCAGCUACCGCGGCCGGGCCACGACCACUCUCUCGGGUAUGCCCUGUCAGCCGUGGGCCUCGGAGGUCACCUACCCGAACGUGACUGCCGAGCAAGCGCGGAACUGGGGACUGAGCGGCCAUGCCUUCUGCCGGAACCCGGACAACGACGUCCGCCCGUGGUGCUUCGUGCUGAGCGGUGACCGGCUGAGCUGGGAGUACUGCGACCUGGCACAGUGCCAGGCGCCUCCGACCCGGAUGCCCCCUAGGCUUGACGACCUGCCCAUGCCCGCGCAGCCGACAUCGCCGGAACCUCAGCCCACGUCCCGGACCCCAGGAGCCUCGCCGACCGGGCGGAAGCAGCCGCCUCCCCUGACCAGGAACGUCUCCCCGAGCUGCGGGCAGCGGCUCCGCAAGCGUCUGUCCCCGUUGAGCCGCAUCGUCGGCGGGCUGGUGGCGCUGCCCGGGGCGCACCCCUACAUCGCAGCCCUGUACUGGGGCCACAGUUUCUGCGCCGGCAGCCUCAUCGCCCCCUGCUGGGUGCUGACCGCCGCUCACUGCCUGCAGAACCGGCCCGCACCCGAGGAGCUGACGGUGGUGCUCGGCCAGGACCGCCAUAACCACAGCUGUGAGCAGUGCCAGACGCUGGCCGUGCGCUCCUACCGCCUGCACGAGGCCUUCUCGCCCGUCAGCUACCAGCACGACCUGGCUCUGCUGCGCCUGCAGGAGGAUGCGGACGGCAGCUGCGCGCUCCUGUCGCCUUACGUUCAGCCGGUGUGCCUGCCAAGCAGCGCCACGCGACCCUCCGAGCCCGAGCCCGCGCUCUGUGAGGUGGCCGGUUGGGGCCACCAGUCCGAGGGGGCGGAGGAAUAUUCCAGCUUCCUGCAGGAGGCACAGGUGCCCUUCCUGCCCCUGGAGCGCUGCUCAGCCCCGGACGUGCACGGAGCCGCCAUCCUCCCCGGCAUGCUCUGCGCAGGGUUCCUCGAGGGCGGCACCGAUGCGUGCCAGGGUGAUUCCGGAGGCCCGCUGGUGUGUGAGGACCAGACCGCAGGGCGCCAGCUCACCCUGCGAGGUGUCGUCAGCUGGGGAUCGGGCUGUGGUGACCGCAACAAGCCAGGUGUCUACACCGACGUGGCCAACUACCUGUCUUGGAUCCAGGAGCACACCGCUUCCUGAUUGCUCAGGGAUUCGUCUUUCCCUCCUCAGCGAUUCCGCUGUGGGAGAGGGGCUGGGGCAUGGACGGCAAGAUGGUGUCCCAUUCCCCCAGUGAGGCCAGCGCCGUGCCAAGAUGGCGCAGGAACUCAAUAAAGUGCUUUGAAAAUGCUGAUAA